Molecule: messenger RNA, 150 nt
Organism: Funneliformis mosseae
Lineage: Eukaryota; Fungi; Glomeromycota; Glomeromycetes; Glomerales; Glomeraceae
Source: the annotation of a GenBank genome assembly
AUGGAACCAAUAAUUUUAAUUCAAAAUCCAAAAAAUUAUGACAUUUCAAUAGAUAAUAGAAUAAACAAACCAGAUGAAGAUUUACUUUUAAAGGAAAAUGAAAUUUCUAUGACUAUUAAUAUUGCUUCAAAACAAACUGAGUUACAGUAA